AUGUAUGUCAUUAAGCCUAUAUAUCAGGAGCAGCCAUUGAAAGUACCACAGAAGACACCGCAGCCGUCACCACAGACGGAAACACUCAAACUGACGCAUCCAAUGCUUGCCGUAAGUCCCUCGCAACAUUUUCAUAAUAGGGAGAAAACAUCAGGAGGAAUCAUUUCCAGUAGGAUUUUAGGCAGCAGUUUGACAAACCAUGACCAGUGUUCCGUUAAUGCAAAAUAUUCACCAGAUAAAACUGUUCGUUCUCCAGCAUGCGGUGUGCCCAACAGAAGCACGAGGAUUGUGGGCGGUGUGGUGACGGAGAUGAACGAGUACCCUUGGCUGGUCGGUCUGUCCCAAUCUAAAGUUAAUUCAAAUCAGCCCUUCUGUGGCGGAUCUGUCUACAACGAUCUGUGGGUGGUGACAGCCGCCCAUUGUGUUGAUGGUAGUAGCCCUUCUAGCAUCGAGGUUCUCUACAACAUGUGGGACUGGACAUCCACUGCGACACUGAUCAAAAGGACCGUUGCUCAAAUCAUCAUGCACCCGCAGUACAACAGUGCCAAUAUUAACAACGACAUCGCCCUCAUUCGCGUCUCGUCACCUGUGAACCUCGACUUGCCUGGAAUCAUGCCCGUAUGCCUCCCAUCUUCCACGGACAAUUUUGAAAACAAAAACGGAAUUGUCACUGGUUGGGGAACUUUGACACAUGGUGGUAGCCAGCCGGAUAAGAAUUACGAGGUCACAGUGCCCAUCAAAACAGACAGUGUAUGCACUGAUUCUUAUGGAAGCGAGUUCAUAGCCAAUACCAUGAUCUGUGCUGGUUUUCCCUCGGGAGGAUCCGACUCCUGCCAGGGCGAUAGUGGCGGUCCCCUCACAGUCGACGUUAAUGGCCAGCACCACCUCAUUAUAUCAACUUCAUUCAGAAUAAUGCUAAUACUGGGAACUUCUGCUAAGAGGAGCUGCCAGAAUCCAGAAUCUUCAACAGAUGACGACUUAUGCCAGCGAGAAGCCCAUCCAAACAUGCUGAUGACUCUGAACACUGAAAUUAAUAUCGACGAAAGCCUUGGUUCGAAGUACCUUGACUCAAGUCUGGGAUUCUUGCCAUUUUGA
Molecule: messenger RNA, 1095 nt
Organism: Penaeus monodon (black tiger shrimp)
Lineage: Eukaryota; Metazoa; Arthropoda; Malacostraca; Decapoda; Penaeidae
Product: trypsin-1-like
Exons: 8
Coding region: 1-1095 (364 amino acids)
Biological process (GO): proteolysis
Molecular function (GO): serine-type endopeptidase activity
Source: RefSeq, a predicted model, not a curated record